Messenger RNA from Diospyros lotus (date-plum), 876 nucleotides. Its product is annotated as cytochrome c. The record is from RefSeq and is a predicted model, not a curated record. Lineage: Eukaryota; Viridiplantae; Streptophyta; Magnoliopsida; Ericales; Ebenaceae. Gene Ontology annotation, biological process: mitochondrial electron transport, ubiquinol to cytochrome c; mitochondrial electron transport, cytochrome c to oxygen. Gene Ontology annotation, molecular function: electron transfer activity; heme binding. The coding region runs from base 176 to 517 and encodes 113 amino acids. Gene Ontology annotation, cellular component: mitochondrial intermembrane space. The transcript is spliced from 3 exons.
UGGAGAGGCACGUGCUUCCCAGACGCCUCCGCGCCGCCUUCUUCUUUUUCUCCAGCAAAUAAGGAAGGCUGUAACCAAAACCCUAGUCGGCUUCGCCUAAUCAUUGUCAUCGAAGGUGAAGUAUUUGAUUCGAGUUCGAGAGGGCUCGGAUUUUUGUUUUGCUGUGCGUUCGGGAAUGGCGACGUUUGAUGAAGCACCGCCCGGCAACGCCAAAUCGGGAGAGAAGAUCUUCAAAACCAAGUGCGCUCAGUGCCACACCGUCGACAAGGGCGCUGGCCACAAGCAAGGACCAAAUUUGAACGGUCUGUUUGGGAGGCAGUCUGGCACAACUCCUGGCUACUCAUACUCUACUGCCAACAAGAACAUGGCCGUCAUUUGGGGAGAGAAUGCACUGUAUGACUACUUGCUUAACCCAAAGAAGUACAUCCCUGGAACCAAGAUGGUUUUCCCCGGACUGAAGAAGCCACAAGAGCGCGCCGACCUGAUAGCAUAUCUGAAGGAGGCAACUAGUUCAUGAUUGUUUUCGUCGCUUGUAUGCAGAGUUGUAAUGGGCGUCAACUGGAAUAGUAGUAUAAUUUGGUCAAACUGCAUGAUAAUAGGAAUUCUUUUUCCUGAUGAUGGUAGUGAAGCCUUUAAAUAAGAUAACGAUUAUUCAAUAAAAUUGAUAGACCGGACAGGUGUUUAUUAGGUCUGUGCUAGCUACGUACGCUGUUUUGUCUGAACUGAAGUGAAUGGCUAAAGCCAGCACUCUUCUCUGAGAAUUUUUUGCUGUCUUGCAUGGAACAUCUCACAUCUGGCAACUUCUUCACUAUGACCAUUUGAGUGUUUGAAAUACAUCUUUAAUAUGUUAAGCAAGACUUUUAAGCCUUAGAUUCA